GUUGUGGGGCGUUCAGUGCGCUGUCAACACCGUGCGUAAGACUCCAAAUUACAAGCAGACAGCGUGGUAUCGGCUUGGAGAAACAAGUAUGAUGGUGCUCGACCUGAUAAUUUGUAAUGAGCAUCCCAAUAAUCCAACUGCGGAAUUACCAAAAUUCCUAUUUGAAUCUCUGAAAACAGUCAUAGAUUUUGGCAUUGGCAACGAUUAAGAGGUGUGAAUCCCUGCGAUAUAUAUAAAGCAAGUGAAGGCAGCAUUACCGGAUGUCACGUUACAGCUCCGCAAGUGUUUUUAAAAAAGCGGCGGUUGCUUCUCGACCACCUUCGGGUGAAACAAUAGCAAUCUUUCUUUAUUGUAGCGUUCCUACACAGAAACAUAUAUAGGAUUCCGGUGUUUUACGGUAAAGCUGUGUGCUCCUUUACUGCAUCAAGAUCAUGCAGCAGCACGCAGAGAAGCUAGACCUUCUGGGCAAACUGUGCCCUGGUGAUAAGAAGCUGGAGGGGAUGACCUUCUAUUUGGAUGGUGUAAAGAAACGCCCAACAGCCCUGCUUUUGGAGGCCAUAUGUCUUCUAGGAGGGAGAGUUGAAAGUUUUCUGCACAAGGAUGUGAGUUUUGUUGUGACUGGAAGCCAAGAAGGCCAAAAGGAGCAGAAGUGUACAGAUAUCAAUGGAGGGGCAAAGCGAAUGAAUGAAGAAGCCCAACGUCUUAUUAAACAGCGGGAGACCAUCCUCAAAAAUGACAGACAGCAACCAGUAACUCCUAGACCAAUGGCGUGCGGCAGCCGGGGAAAGGCCCUGCUUGAAAAAGCUAUUAGCAACAAUGAACGACUGCAGGGGAGCAGCGUUCUGGCCAAUGCCCGAUCGUGGGGAGUGAAGAUUUUGUAUGUGGAUGAUGUCCUUUUGUAUUUGAAAAAUACCAGCUAG
This is a messenger RNA of Monopterus albus (swamp eel), 920 nucleotides long. Its product is annotated as protein DBF4 homolog B-like. Gene Ontology annotation, cellular component: Dbf4-dependent protein kinase complex. Gene Ontology annotation, biological process: regulation of cell cycle phase transition; positive regulation of nuclear cell cycle DNA replication. The coding region runs from base 432 to 920 and encodes 162 amino acids. Gene Ontology annotation, molecular function: protein serine/threonine kinase activator activity. The transcript is spliced from 7 exons. The record is from RefSeq and is a predicted model, not a curated record. Lineage: Eukaryota; Metazoa; Chordata; Actinopteri; Synbranchiformes; Synbranchidae.